Molecule: messenger RNA, 2685 nt
Organism: Cololabis saira (Pacific saury)
Lineage: Eukaryota; Metazoa; Chordata; Actinopteri; Beloniformes; Belonidae
Product: B-cell receptor CD22-like
Exons: 11
Coding region: 232-2685 (817 amino acids)
Biological process (GO): cell surface receptor signaling pathway
Molecular function (GO): transmembrane signaling receptor activity
Source: RefSeq, a predicted model, not a curated record
UAAUGAUGUUUUCUGCUUAGAUCAUACAAACAGAGGAAACAUGUUAACAGAGAGAAGUGUAAGACUCAUUUGUAGACGUGUUGAGAGCUGGAAAAAGGAAACUCUUGGUUUUAAUCAACAUGCAGUAGUUGUCUUGUAGACAGGAUUUGGUAGAAACUUCAUUCAGAUUCUAGACGACUGUUGAUGGUUUUAUAUUAGCUAUUCACCAGCAGUUGUACAUCUUACUUUCUUAUGUUGUACAUCAUCUCUGUAAUUCCCUCCUUCACUGCAGUGCUGUGUUCUCUCCUCUACACUGGACGAGCUCAAGAUGCUGUUCUGACUAUUGAACCCAGUUGGUUGACUUUUUUUGCUGGAGAGUUUGUUACCUUCAUAUGUGACAUGAGGGAAGGAAGAAACGAUGACUGGGAAUACAAAAUCAUCAAGGAUAGUUGGGAUCUUGGUUCUUACGAUACACACCAAUCUUACACAUUAUAUCCUCUGCAAACCUAUCACACUGGUGAAUAUCAGUGUCGUGGUCGACGUAAAUCCUCAAAUGUAACAAAGGACAGUAAUAUUGUCUCUUUAACUGUAUCAGCAUAUAAACCCAAACCCAGACUGGUUCAAAUCUCAAAAACCACACCAGUAGGAGGAAGUGUGACUCUGAGCUGCUCUGUGGAGAACUCUGCUGGAUGGAAAUACGACUGGUUCAGACGAACCUCAAACACAAAUGAAGUUCAAGUCAGAGCAAAUGAUGUAAAUGGAUUUAUCGGAGUCUCACAGGGAGGCAUCUACAGGUGCAUAGGAUCAAGAGGAGAACCAACCUUCGAUACUGACAUCAGUGAUCAAGUCAUCUGUGAGAUAACCUUUACAAACAAGGUUGUUGUGAUUCAACAACCCAACUGGCCUCAGAUAUUCAGAGGUGAGACGAUCACUCUGACAUGUGAGGUUCAGGGAGGUGAAACCACUGAGUGGGGGUAUGAAUGGAGAAGAUCUGGUUCAGAUACACCAUGGAAACAUGAGAAAACGUGGACUUUCACUGCUUCUGAGUCCAGCAGUGGAGACUACACAUGUAAGACCAGACGCAGAGACGACCCGUAUUCUUCAACAGAGACGAGUGAAGCCCUCAGAUUGUUGAUAUCAGAUGAACCAAAGACCCAACUGAGAGCCGACACCAGACUCAUCCCAGUUGGAGGCAGAGUGACUCUGAGCUGCUCAGUGAACCCGUCAUCAUCUGGUUGGAGAUACUACUGGUACAGAGACGAGGAAUCCUCUGAACCCCUGACUUCACCAGAUGCUGUUUUCCAGUCAGAUGGACAAAUCAGUGUCUCACAGGGAGGAAUCUACUGGUGCAGAGGAGGAAGAGGAGAACCAGUUUACUACACAACCUUCAGUGAUCCAGUCAACAUUUACGGAGCUGCUCCAAACAGAGCAGUUGUGACUCUGCACCCCAACUGGCCUCAGAUAUACAGAGGAGAGAAGAUCACACUCCGAUGUGAAAUCCACGGAGGAAACACUGAGUGGGAGUAUGAAUGGACGACCAGCAGCUCAAACAAACCACCAAAUCUAAAUGAAUUCACUAUUCCAGUUUAUUCAUCAAACGCUGGAACCUACAAGUGUAAAGGCAGAAUGAAAAGUAAAAAUAUUUCAACAGAUUGGAGUGAUUCCUUCAGUUUGACAAUAUCAAAAACAUCCAUACCUGUCCUCUCUGUGUCUCCAUCAUGGCUGAGUCCUGGAGUCUCAGUGACUCUGAGCUGUGAGGUCAAACAUCCGUCUGCAGGAUGGAGCUUCUACUGGUAUAAAGCUCUUCCUCAACUACCAAAUCUGUCCUACAUCUAUGAGCUGCUACCUGGUAGCACCAGCGGGACUGCACAGGACUCCUACAUCAUUGAUGGACAGACACACACAGCAGGAUAUGCAUGUAGAGCUGGACGAGGAGACCCAGUGAUCUACACUCAUUACAGUCAGACUAAGAUGGUCUGGUCUGCAGAUCCUCAUCCUUCAGCGUCUCUCACAGUAAGUCCUGACAGAGUUCAACACUUCAGCUCUGACUCCGUCUCACUGACCUGUGAGGGAAACUCGACUGAGUGGAGAGUGAGGUUGACUCUUAACAACUACACGUCUACCUGUUCCUACUGGGGGACAAUGAUCGGAUCAACAUGUGUCAUUAAUAGACUGCAGCACAGAAAUACAGUGUUCUGGUGUGAGUCUGGAUCAGCAUUCAGCAACGCAGUCAACAUCACUGGACAGAAUAAUGACGGUAUCAUCCUGGUGAACCCCGUCCAUCCUGUGACUGAAGGAGCUUCUGUUAGUCUGAGCUGCAGACUGAGACGACAAAAUCUACUUUCCAGUGUGUUUUUCUACCACAAUGACAAACUUAUCCCGAAUGAUGGCAGAGGGGAGCUGAAUAUCUCUGCAGUGUCACAGUCACACGAAGGUUUCUACAAGUGUGAACAUUCAGGAAACGUUUCAACACAGAGUUGGAUGGCAGUAAAAUCGGUGUCCAGAACAGAGAGUUCUUCAUUUCUUUUUCUGGUUUGGUUGCUGGUUCCUGUAAUUUUACUGAGUUUUCUUCUGCUGCUGUUGUGUCUCUACAAGAAGUCAAAAGAUUCAUGCUGUAUCAGGUUGGUACAUCUCUGUUUCAUUUUAACCAUAAACCAUCAGUUCUUCUCUUUUCUGUGUUCGAUUAACUGUAUUUAUUGUGUUUAA